AUGUUCUUGCAGCUACUGAAAGCCAUGGAGUACCUUCACCAAGCGGGCAUCGUGCACAGGGACCUGAAGCUUGAGAACAUUUUACUAGAUUCCCAAAACAAUGUCAAACUGGCUGACUUCGGCAGUGCUGCAACCUUCAGCGAAGGUAAGACCUUCACAGACUUAUGUGGGACCCCCAUGUAUUUGGCCCCGGAAGUUUUCCUUCAGAACUACAAGGGACCGGAGGCAGAUAUCUGGAGCCUUGGGGUCAUCCUCUACUCAAUGGCAUCUGGGCUCUUCCCAUUUAAAGGACGGGACCUCGAUGAACUGCAAACGGCGAUCUUAAGAGGCACCUAUAGAACACCUGCUUUCAUUACCCCCAAAUUAAAAUCCUUUAUCCAAAGUAUCCUAACCCUUGACCCCAGAAAGAGACCCACCCUCCACCAGAUGAUGGAAGACCCCUGGAUCCAGUCUCGGAAAGACAGCAUGAGGUCACGCAGGGCAGCGACAGAUAUGCCACCAGAGGCAGCCACCCCACUGGAGGCCUUCACCCCACUGGAGGCCUUCACCCCACUGGAGACCUUCACCCUACUGGUGGCCGUCACCCCACCGGAGGCUGCCACCGCAUCGGAGACUGCCACCCCACUGGAGUCCACCACCCCACCGGAGGCGGCCACCACACCAGAGAUCGCCACCCCCCCCGGAGAGGCCACCACCCCACCAGAGGCCUCCAUCUCAUCGGUGGACACCACCCCACCGGAGGCCUCUAUCCCAUCAGUGGCCACCACCUCACCAGAGACCUCCACACCACCAGAGGCUGCCACCCCACCGGAGGCCUCCAUCACAUGGGUGGCCACCACCCGACCAAAGAUCGCCAACUCACCGGCAGUCUCCACCACACUGGAGACCUCAAGCCCAUCGGUGACCACCAUCCCACAGGAGGACCCCACCCCACCGGAGGCCUCCACCCCACCAGAGGCCGCCACCCAACCAGAGGCCUCUACCUCAUCAGUGGCCACCUCCCCAGAGGCCGCCACCCCACCAGAAGCCUCCAUCUCAUCCGUGGCCACCACCCCACGGGAGGCCGCCAUCCCACCGGCAGCCUCUACCCCACUGCAGGCCUCCAUCCCAUUGGUGGACACCACCCCACAGGAGGCCGCCACCCCACUGGAGUCCGCCACCCUACCACAGGGUGAAACGCUACCCAAAGCCACCAACCCACCUGAGGCCACCACCCCACUGGAGGCUGCCACCCCACCGGAGGGGGACACACCACCAGAGACCUCCUCCCCACUUAUACCCAGUCCCACUUGUACCCCCCAGCCUGGCCCCGUGUCCUCUCCCUGCAGCACCAGCCGCCUUAGUGGAGGCUCGGCUGGAGACACAGGAGCUGAGGCAAUUCCCAGACAGGAACACUCUCUUCCAGCUGGGCAGGUAGUGGAGGACGAACCCACUGAAGUGGGCCAGGGCCGGCGGGGGUGCGCUAGGAGGAUCGUGAACUUCUUUCGCAGAAUGUUCUGCCUCCCGCCGGCCCAAAAGAACCGCGGCAGGAACAAGGGGCCGGGAGUGGAGCCUCUGUGGUCUCAAACCGUGAAUUAUGUGGGACAGCUGGUGGGGCAGGUGAUUGUCACCCUGAAGGAACUCUACAAGUGCAUUAACCAGGCCACCCUCUCUUGGUGUAUCAAAGUCAUCGUGGGACAGCAGCAGGACGGCACCUAUCACUGUCCACCUUUCUGCCUUCGGUUCGGGAAGCUGGGAGUCCUGAGAUCCAAAGAGAAAAAAGUGAUUGAUAUAGAAAUCUGUGGCAAUGCAGCAGAUCUUCACAUGAAGUUGGGUGACAAUGGAAAAGCUUUCUUUGUGGAGGAGACUGAAGAGGAAUGUGAAAAGCUUCCUGCUUACCUCGCCACCUCACGAAUUCCAACUGAAGAUCAAUUCUUUAAAGAUAUUGACACCCCUUUGAUGAAAUCAGGUGGAGAUGAAAAACAAUCCCCAAGUCCAGACAGCUAACACAUCUUAGCAACAGAGACAGUUUUCACCCCAAGUUCUGUGAAAAAGAAAAAAUGAAGGAGAAAGAAAUGAAAACAGGACAGGAAGAAGGAAGAGCAGGCUGCUUCUCCCACUGCGGAAGACACAUGUGAUGUGGGCGUAAGCUCUGAAGACGACAAAGGCUCCCAGUCAGCAACAGGAUCUUCAAAUGCUUCCUGCAAGGAAGAAGAAUACAAGGAGCCAGAGCUGGAGGUGAAACCCACUGAGAGCCUGCUCAGAUCAGAGUCUCUGGAGAGGACGUGGGGAGGACUUCCAGAAUCCACCAAGGUCAGCAAAAGAGAAACAGCUGACUAUCAUCCCAGGUUGGCUAUAAUCACACCAUCAGAAAAUACCCAUUUUCAGGUAAUUCUCAGUGAGGACAACCUCGUAAGUGAAGUUGAGAAGGAUGCUUCCAUUGAAGACACUGCUAUAGUGAAACCCAAGCCCAGAGCCCUGUGUAAGCAGUUGAGUGACACAGCUCCCACCGCAGAGCUCCUCCAGCCUCUGGAAAGUCCCCAGAUUCCAUCUCUGUUAGAUGUGGACCACCUUCCCAGCCCAUUCUCAGCAGAGGCUGCCUUGGAAUCCAAACCAGCAGCUAAAGUAGACUCACUGUCAAAGAAGCAAGGUAUCCACAAGAGAAGCCAGCACCAGGGACUUGAUGAUAUUUACCCUGAUGACCUAAGGGCUCUAGAACCUGAAGUUACAGCUCUCUAUUUCCCUAAAAGUGAAUCAGUUCAGUGGCAGUGGCCCAGGCAGUGGCCCAAGUCUGACACGCUCUCCGGCUCCCAGUCAUCACAGUCCGUGAGAGGUGCAGCUGUUGAUAGUGGCACUGGGUGCCUCUCGGAUUCUGCCACAGACUUGCCAGAUGUCACCCUCUCCCUGUGCGGGGGCCUCAGUGAGAAUGGAGAAAUCUCUAAAGAAAACUUCAUGGAACAUAUCAUUACUUAUCAUGAAUUUGCAGAAAACCCUGGACUCAUAGACAAUCCUAACCUUGUCAUACGGAUAUAUAAUCAUUACUGUAACUGGGCAUUGGCUGCUCCCAUGACCCUCAGCUCACAGGUGUUUCACAAGAGUCUGCCUAAGGCCACAGUCGAGUCCUGGGUUAAAGACAAGAUGCCAAAGAAAACUGUUCGCUGGUGAUUUUGGCGUAAAAGAGAAAGCCUGACCAAACAGCUGCCAGAAGCCAAGAAGGGAAAAUCUGAGGUGCCACCAAUCCGUGACCUGCUGUCAAGUGCGAAGGAGCCAGCAAGUGCCAGGCCAGCAAAGGAUGACUCUUCGCGUGAUGAGGCAUCGCCAGAGCUUGAAGAAUCAAUCAAAGUGGACUCCAUCCCUAUGGAGCCCCUGAGCCAUGGCAGCACAACUUUGUAUAAGAAGUCUCUCCAGCUCUCCUCAGACCAGUUAGCAAAACUGAAGCUCCAUGAUGGCCCAGAUGAUAUUGUGUUUAGUAUCACCACCCAGCUUCGAGGGACCUGCCGCUGUGCAGGGAAAAAAGUAUCCAAGGUACUCAAUACUACUAUGAAGUCAAUAUAUAGCCACCUGCACUCUCAUAUGCAUGGCAAAACAUAA
Molecule: messenger RNA, 3570 nt
Organism: Nycticebus coucang (slow loris)
Lineage: Eukaryota; Metazoa; Chordata; Mammalia; Primates; Lorisidae
Product: phosphatidate phosphatase LPIN2-like
Biological process (GO): cellular response to insulin stimulus; fatty acid catabolic process; protein phosphorylation
Cellular component (GO): endoplasmic reticulum membrane; cytosol; nucleus
Molecular function (GO): phosphatidate phosphatase activity; transcription coactivator activity; protein kinase activity
Source: RefSeq, a predicted model, not a curated record